AUGGCUUCGCCCUACAGCUGGGCAGUCGUCAAUGCCAUGCGAAAGCUGUACCCAGAAGCACUGGCCGACAAGAGCUUCGAUAACACUGGCUUACUCCUCGAAUCGCCCUUCGAUCCCAUCCGCCGACAGAUGAACUCUGUACUACUCACAGUCGAUCUUACGAAAGCCGUCGCAGACGAAGCCAUUGAGCGACAAGACUCCAUCAUCAUCGCAUAUCAUCCCAUCAUCUUCAGAGGACUCAAGAGCUUGACAUUGGGCGACACUCAACAACAGACCCUACUUCGACUAGCAGCCGAAGGCAUUAGCGUCUACAGUCCACACACAGCAGUUGAUUGCGCUCGUGGGGGUCUUGGAGAUUGGCUUGCGGACAUUGUCACUGGCACUCCUACUGGACUGUCAGAUAUCGAGGAUGAAGGCGAUGCCUCGCCCCAGAAGUCACCAACGAAGGAACAGCCGCCAGCGAUCGAUGGAGAGGAAAAGCCUUCGUCCCUGAAGCGGCCCACUUACACACUGCAGCACCACCCAUCUCAACUUGACCUGAACGAUCGCGCAUUGAAAAUGGGCGACUCUGGACAUAAGCGCUACCCGAUCGUGAAGUCUCAAGUAGAAGGCCAUGCCGGCGCAGGCAUGGGCCGCAUCAUUCGUUUCGCAGAACCCGUGCCUCUUCUCGAAAUCAUCGAUCGCAUAGGUCUAGGAAUGGGUAGCCCCAAAGGCUUUGCCCUUGCUGUCCCACAAGGCAAGCAGGCCUCAGACAUGACGAUCAGCAGCAUUGCACUGUGCGCAGGUUCCGGAGAUAGCCUCUUCUCGCAAGCAGAGAAGAACGGCGAAGACGUCGAUCUCUAUUUCACGGGCGAAUUGUCGCAUCACGAAGCGCUUGCGGCUAUUGAGAAGGGGAAGUGCGUUGUCAUGCUGUUCCAUUCGAAUACGGAGAGAGGGUUCCUGCACAGUGUGCUGAAGGUACAGCUGGAGAAGGCUGUGGGUGAAGAGUGGGAGAAGAUUCGCAAUGAGGAGCGCGGCAAGGGAAAUCUCAGUGAAGAUUACUUGGAAGUGCUGAAUGAUUCGAGCAGCGAGAUUCAUGUCAGCGAGGUUGAUCGUGAUCCUUAUGGUAUCAUGAUUUCGAAGGACGAGAUUUGA
Molecule: messenger RNA, 1134 nt
Organism: Cercospora beticola
Lineage: Eukaryota; Fungi; Ascomycota; Dothideomycetes; Mycosphaerellales; Mycosphaerellaceae
Gene: NIF3
Cellular component (GO): cytoplasm; mitochondrion
Source: RefSeq, a predicted model, not a curated record